CACCAGCCGCUCUGUCAACAUGUUUCUGCUCGGAUUCAGCCUGUGCCUGGCCAUCGUCCAAGGAAUUGUCCCCGAGAUAUCUAAAACAGACAUGGACAUCAUUGCAAACAUGGAAACAAAUGUAGAAGAAGGACAAACGACACUGAGCGAUAUGUUCAGAGAGGUGGAGGAACUGAUGGAGGACACGCAGCAGAAGCUGGAGGACGCGGUGCAUCAGAUGGACAAUGAGACAGCAAAAUCCAGCCUCCAUCCACACAGUGUCUCUUCAAAUCUCCAAAAUUACAGCAGUAAUGAAAUCAUAGCUGGGAAUCAAUCCAUUUAUACUGCUGAGAGAAUCAAUAAGACAACGGACAAUUCAACCGAAGAUACAAACAACUUGACAACCAUACAACCCAUCGACAAAGAGAACAGCAUUGAUCACGAGUGUAUCAUUGAUGAAGACUGUGAGAAGGGCAGCUACUGUCUCUACGAAACACAGAGCUCAAAGUGUCUGCCCUGCAAACACACUGAUGCGACAUGCAUCAAAGAUGAGGAAUGCUGUGCGGGACAGCUGUGUGUGUGGGGUCAGUGUGCAAACAGCACAAAGGGAGAAGCAGGAACCAUCUGUCAGUACCAGAGUGACUGUAAGGAGGAGUUCUGCUGUGCCUUCCAUAAAGCCCUGCUGUCUCCAGUGUGCAGCUCUAAGCCAAUAGAACGUGAGCGCUGCAUCAUUUCAGCCAAUCACCUGAUGGAGCUGCUGUCCUGGGAUUUGAAGGGGGAGGGUCCUCAAGAGCACUGCCCAUGUGCCGGUGAUCUACAGUGCCAACAUCUUGGACGAGGUGCACUGUGCCUAAAGAGUCUGAACUCCAGCGAGGAGGAGCUCACUGACACUCUCUACUCUUGAGAUUGACUACAUCGUCUAGUGAGACUCAAGCCUGUUUGACAGACAGAUGAAGAGAAGCUGCUGAAACAGACAUGAACGCUUCAUCGUCACUCCAAAGCUUUAUAGGAAACGCCUUCAUUAUAAUCACCCAAACAGCUGUAAAUGUGCAGAAGGCCUGAAUCUAAAGACCGUUCACACUGACAGCGAUUUUAAAGUAUCAAGCUGCCUGGAAGCCAUUAAUUUCCAAAGAAAGUUGGCGAUUUGAGAGGACACGAGUGAUGGUUGGAGGCAUCAAAUGACACGACAAAACUUCAUGCAACAGUCACAUGCGAGAUACUGUAGUUGAGUGAGUUACAUUCCCUGCGACUUUGAUUCAUGCGCUUUUGCAUAGGAUGAUGAUUUGUUUAAUUGGAUUUGUGAUCAGAUUUUCAAAGCUACGGCCUGUAAGGGAGCCCAGCCAGUAAUAUUUGGGCAUCCAGCAGAUCAAAUCAUUGUCAGUGUGAACAGCCCUCAAGUGUUAAGCUCAACUGUGGCUUCUGAGCAUUGGAAAGAAGCACUUAUUAUUAAUGUACAGUAUUAAUGCUUUAAGAAUACAUCAGGCAGAAAAAUGGAAAGAGGAAAACUCUGUUGAGAGCCUAUCCCAUCUUAGUUUAGUGUAGCAGCCAAAGUGACGCACCCAUACAAGAAACCUCUUGUAAUUUACCCAGGUAAUGAACACAAACUUGCUCCAGAAAAUAAAAGGUUGAAAAACAUGUUUUUAUAUAUUUUAUAUAUAAUAUGAACCAAAGUUUUGAAUUUUUCACCAGAAACCCCCUUUUUUUUUUUUGAGAGUUAAAAGGUGUAAAGGUGUGGUCACAUUUACUGUUGUUUGCCAGAUUUUUCACAGACGAAAUCCAGUCAAUUCAAUAGGAAUCUGUGCAAAUUUCGCAUGAGCGUGAAAGAUUUCCCCAUGCAGAUUUCACAAUGCGUUCAAGUUGGUCACGUGAAUUUGCUGUAUUGACCAAUAAAAAAGCGGCUUGGUUUGAAAAUGACUUCUGUGUGAGCUAUGCUUCAACCAUGGCUACACUAUUAACAGCAGACAUUUUUUUGCCCAUAAAAUUUUGCCUAAACAUUGCUAAUGUGACUUCACCUUAAAAGUGUGGGUUUAAAAUUUAAUGUCAGUUCGGAGAACUUUCGCAGACUAAAUGCAUCCAUUUCAAUAGGAAUUCAUCCAUCCAAUUGUGAAUUUUGCACAAGGGCAAAGAUUUCCCCUUGCAGAUUGGGUUCAAGUUGGUCAUGUGGAUCUGCCCAUUGCCCAACAGAAAGCCACUUAAUUUGAAAGUGACUUCUUUUUGAGCUGUGAUUUAUAUAUUGCUAUACUUGACAACAAGACAAUGGACAUUUUUUGCAUGAAAUGCCGUUAAUGUGACCACACCUUAAGACUACGCAAACACCACCGGCACAUGAGAAAUUAGUACUAUUUAUGAAUGAACCAUUUCUGCAGCUUAAAGGGACAGUUCACCCAAAAUUAAAAUUA
Molecule: messenger RNA, 2378 nt
Organism: Sinocyclocheilus anshuiensis
Lineage: Eukaryota; Metazoa; Chordata; Actinopteri; Cypriniformes; Cyprinidae
Product: dickkopf-related protein 3-like
Exons: 7
Coding region: 20-883 (287 amino acids)
Biological process (GO): negative regulation of canonical Wnt signaling pathway; multicellular organism development
Cellular component (GO): extracellular region
Molecular function (GO): receptor antagonist activity; co-receptor binding
Source: RefSeq, a predicted model, not a curated record